UGGGGGGGCCCGGGGGUCGGCAGCCGCUCGUGGUGGACCUGCGGAGCGACACGGUGACCCGGCCGUGUGCGGCCAUGCGCCGGGCCAUGGCCCGCGCCGCCGUGGGCGACGACGACUACGGGGAGGACCCGGCGGUGAACGAGCUGCAGCGCCGGGCCGCGGCCACUCUGGGCACCGAAUCCGCUCUGUUCGUGCCCACGGCCACCAUGGCCAACCUCAUCGCCGUGAUGUGCCACUGCCAGCGCAGGGGGGCUCAGCUCUUCCUGGGCCGGGACGCCCACCUGCACGUCUACGAGCACGGCGGGGCCGCGCAGGUCGCCGGUGUGCACUCCCAGGCACUGCCAGAUCUGCCGAAUGGCACCUUCGACCUGGAGCAGCUGGAGCUGACCAUCCGCGAGGCCCACGGCAGCCGGUACCACCCGCGUCCUGAGCUCAUCUGCCUGGAGAACACGCACAGCUCGGCGGGCGGCCGGGCACUGCCCCUCACCUAUCUCAGGCAGGUCCGCGGGCUUGCAGACCGUUACGGGCUGCGGGUGCACAUGGACGGCGCACGGCUGAUGAAUGCAGCAGUGGCCCAGGGCGUGGAGCCAGCCCAGAUUGCCCAGCACUGUGACUCUGUGUCCCUCUGCUUCUCCAAGGGCCUGGGCGCCCCGGCGGGCGCGGUGCUGGCGGGCAGCGGGCAGUUUGUGGCCGAGGCCUGGCGCGUGAGGAAGCUGCUGGGCGGGGGCAUGCGGCAGGCGGGGGUGCUGGCGGCCGCCGCUCUCCUCGGGCUGCAGCACGCCAAGGAGACACUGAGCAGGGACCACGAGCACGCCCGGAGCUUUGCAGAAGGUACCUCAGGGCCCCGAGGGUGCUGGGCUCUAACAGCACACCUGGCACAGCCCAGCAGUACCACCCUGCUGCUGGUGCCUUGGGCACAUCCCUGCACGGCCACACUGGGUCUCCAGCCGGGUGAGGAUGCUGCUGGGAUCCUCACCUGGCUGCAGUGCCGGGAUCAUGGCAUGACCGUCCCCGUGCUGUGCUCAGUGACCCUGGUACCACAUGCGGGAGAAAGGGCUCUCCUUCCCCCAGAACCUCUGGGAGGGGCAGGUAGCCUGUUCCAGGUGGCUGGGCAGGGGGCUUGCACACCCGGGCCUCCCGCAGGUGUCCAGGCGCUGGACUCUCCGCUGUGCUCCGUCAGCCUGGCAGCAGUGGAGACCAACAUCGUGAUGCUGGACGUGCCGGGGGCCUGGCCGUGCCCCGCCGAGCUCUGCGAGCGCCUGCGCGCCGUCAGCGAGGAGGAGGAGGCCGAGGCCGGGCGGGCUGUCAGCGUGCUGCUGCUGCCCUGGUCGGCGCGGGCCCUGCGCGCCGUCUGGCACCGCGACGUCUCGGCCCGCGGCACCGAGCUCGCCCGGAGAAAGCUGGAGUUUGUGGCCAGGAAGUGCCAGGAGGAAUUGGCCUCGGGACUGCAUCGAGCGCCUCCAGGCACGGGGGGAGCCUGAGCGUUGUGCCAGCCCCGCAGCUGCGGCGCUUGGGCAGCCCAGAGCAAGCGGUGGGAGCGGCCCCUUUGUGCUCCAGAUGUGCGCCCAGCCGUCUGAAACAUGACAUCAGCCCUCACAGGCAGCCUGACAAACCAGUGUGAGCCCAGCCCAGCGGAGACCGCAGCCCCUGAGACAGUCAGUGCACAAAAUAAACACCUUUUGGUGGUACUGUC
This is a messenger RNA of Melospiza melodia melodia, 1693 nucleotides long. RefSeq lists its product as uncharacterized. Gene Ontology annotation, biological process: L-threonine catabolic process; glycine biosynthetic process. Bases 75 to 1481 code for a protein of 468 amino acids. The transcript is spliced from 6 exons. NCBI's taxonomy places the organism in Eukaryota, Metazoa, Chordata, Aves, Passeriformes, Passerellidae. The record is from RefSeq and is a predicted model, not a curated record. Gene Ontology annotation, molecular function: L-allo-threonine aldolase activity. Gene Ontology annotation, cellular component: cytosol.